AAAUAAACAGACGGUUGUAAAGAUGUAAUCGCAUAUACCAUAAUAAUAAUAAUAAUAAUAAUAAUAACAGGUGUACUCGAUUAUUUUGCGGUGCAGAUCAUUUUUGUUUACACAAUAAUUUCAGCAGUAAAAAAACCCCUACAAACAAUUCCCUGAUUAUAGAAUAAAAGUCACGGUUAAAGUCUGACUCGAGUCUAAAGCGUGUUGAUUAUUUUCCCUUGGCUUGGUUCGAGCGUUUCUGAUCUGACUGGACAGUCUGGACCAGGAAGCAGCAGACAACUCUGUGGAAAUUCUCAGUACAUGGAAAUAUAAUAACAUUUGCAGUUUUGGAAUGGCGCGAGAGACUGGGAUAAUAUCGGCUGUUAAAGCCCUGGGAUAUGACAGAGAUCGCUGUGUUAAACGGUGUGAAUGUGAUGAACUGCCCUGUCCACUGAUUUCCUGGUUGGUGGUGGAGCUGAGAAAAAUCUGCCCUGAACUUGCAGUGUCCCUGUACAUCUUUCCAGGAGACAGUGGCACCAUUCUGGCCAGGGAACUGAAAGAGAUCCUGAAAGUCAUGCUUUAUCCUUACGACACGCUCAGCACAGAGACUCUGACCCCCAUUCAUCUCAAAAGAAUAACAGAGUUCCUGGUGUCCGAGUUACAAGCAGCACGUAUGCUGCAGUACAGAGAGCGCAAUCCGCAAGACCCUGAGCCUCUGAGUGAGUCAGGGAAAGAGCAGAGACAGAGAAAAUCAUUUCCGGAUACUGAUAAUGUGACUCAAUUGGAUGACAAAGAAGUAAUGAAGGAAUUGUCAGAGUUGUUUCAGGUCCUGGAGAUGGAGCCAGCCUCGCAGUUCAGUGAUGUUUAUUCACAGGUGGAGUUACGACUAGCCUUGCUCCCAGAGGGCAAAGUGCAAGAGCCGUUGCUAAAGACUAAUCUGAAUUCUACACAAUGGAGCGUGCUGCAUCAGAUUAACCAAGUGCUCUGCAAGGACUACGAGUCCCGUCAGCAGAUGAUGAUCAAACGCUUCCAAGUCACACUCCAGUCGUUUGCAUGGGGAGAGCGAGGAAAGGAGCGCAGCACUCUGAUGUCCGCCAUACCUCUGGUUACAAUGCUGCUCGAGUCGUCCGUUUCCACUGCACUGUUACUAGCAGCUAGAGAGGAUCAGUCUUGCAUUUUGCCUGUGACUGCAGGACCAUCGACAGCCAUUCACAAGGUGCUGAUGGGUAGCGUGCCAGAUAGAGGAGGUCGACCCGGAGAAAUUGAACCUCCCAUGCCAGUAUUCACUCGACGUAGUGAAGGAGGCGACGGUCAGAGGCGUGAAAAGAAUAAAUUCAAGAAACGCGAGUUCUCUGGGAAAAAGAAAAAGAAUAGAUAGUGAUACUGACAUGAAUCUAAAUGCUAAUCUUAAUCAGAAUCAUUGCAGGCUGUUAUUUUGUAUACAAUAUAAUAAUCCUGCCUGUUUGAUUCUCAUUAGCAUUUAUUAUCAUCUCCAUUAAUACAGAGGGAGAAGCUUGGCUUUAAUAAUGGACUACAUGUGCACUAUAGAGAUUAUACUAUCAUUUUCUAGUUUGAUUUUCAAGCUGUUAUAUUAUUAUACAAAUUUAGACUACACUAUAUUCACAUAUGCAUUUAAAAGAUGAAGACAUAUAUUUAUUCAUGUCUUAGGUUCUGACAUUGCAUAAUGUUAUAAUACUUUAAUUUGCCCAGGAAGGUAUCAUUUGAAAAUAUGGAUUUAUUCUUUAUCUUAAUCGUGCUGUGUUGAUUUAUCAAUAGACCACUGACCUAUGAAGGUGUCGAUUCAGUUUAUUCUAUCAUUUCAGUCUUGCUAUGAAAGAGAAUGUUAAGUGGAAACAGGCGACUAUGGGUGCAAGCCAACUUUUUAGUUUAUUUAGUGUUUAUUUAAUUUAUAUUAUAAGAGGAAUGUGUCUUUCAGCUGUAGGGCUGAUUUAUUUAAAGUCCUGUUUCUACAUUUCUAACUUUUUUGUUUUCUUUCCUGUCUGGUGGUGGUGGUGGUGGUGAAAUGGUUAAUGGGAAUGUUUGGUCUGGUCACCAAGGGCAACAUGUCCAAAAUAAAACCAGCAGCAACUUUCCAAUCUCA
Hemibagrus wyckioides is the source of this 2080-nucleotide messenger RNA. RefSeq lists its product as uncharacterized. The record is from RefSeq and is a predicted model, not a curated record. Bases 332 to 1357 code for a protein of 341 amino acids. Gene Ontology annotation, cellular component: tRNA-splicing ligase complex. NCBI's taxonomy places the organism in Eukaryota, Metazoa, Chordata, Actinopteri, Siluriformes, Bagridae. The transcript has 8 exons.